This is a messenger RNA of Phytophthora nicotianae INRA-310, 1522 nucleotides long. RefSeq lists its product as hypothetical. The record is from RefSeq and is a predicted model, not a curated record. Bases 29 to 1369 code for a protein of 446 amino acids. The transcript has a single exon. Gene Ontology annotation, molecular function: chloride channel activity. Lineage: Eukaryota; Oomycota; Peronosporomycetes; Peronosporales; Peronosporaceae.
CUUCCGGCAGCAUUCAAGUCCACCCAGGAUGAUCUACUAUGACACGUCGCACUUGUGGGGAGUGUUGAUGCGUUGGCAUGGAUCUGCGUUGAAUGGACAAGCCCCGAUGCGUGCAUUCAUCAUGGCUAUGAUCGCGUUGAUCGUUGCUGUUGUGAACCGCUAUCACCCCUUUGUGGUCCCAACCCGAGAUUCGACGGCGUUUACCGACUCGCUCACAGUCUUCAACACGUUUCUCGGCCUGAUCGUAUCGUUCCGCAUGAACUCGGCGUUCACACAAUGGCGGGCCGGUGUGGUUGCUGUGGGCUCACUCUCGGAGGCAGCACGUGACAUCGUAGGCUCAGGCUGUGCGUACGUGAGCACAACGAUCAAGAACGAGCUUACCGAAGCUACUAACAAAGCAGAGCCCGAGCAUGAAGGUAGCACCAAAAACGACAACUUCAAGGCAUCAAACAUUCCUCAGGAUGUCCUCGAGAAGUGUACGUUUUUCACAGAGCUACGUCGUCUAGUGUUUCUGUAUAUUGCCAUCGUAUUCCACGACUGUCGCGGCCUGGACGGGAUCGACAAACUAAAGGAGGCAGGAGUGCUCACGGACGCCGAGUAUGACGAGCUUUAUGCAUGCGGAUCGGAACACAAGAUGCAGGUCGAGGACAAGGAGUCCUACAGAGCGAUUGUUCGCCGUACUCCUCACAAGCUGCGUGCUACAAUUACAGAGCUCUGGCUCAAGCGACUUGUACAGGUUGCUACGAAUCGAGGACACCUCACUUUGCCGAACGCUAACGCUCUCCAGCUCAAGCUUGCAAGAUUGCCCAAUCUGUACACAACCGUGUUCAACAUUGCCAACGUCCCGAUCCCUUUCAACUAUAUGCAGUAUUUACAGUUCCUGCUCACAGCGUACAUGCUACUCUACACGUUCGUCAUUGUACCAAGGUCUGGAUUGUACACUCCUUUAUGGGUAUUCAUGUGGGGAACAUUCCUAUUCAUGGCGGACGAAGUUGCCAUGGAGAUCGAGUGCCCGUUUGGCCUUGACGCGAAUGAUAUCGACUUGGAGGCGAGACUUCUGCAGAUUGAGGAAGAACUGACAGUGUUGAUUCGUAGUCAAUACUACUUCGUGUCGGGAGGUACAAGUCUUACACGCAUUCCAGAGAUCUCCGUUCCUGAAAAUUCGGAAUCUCAGGACAAGCCCCUGCCGAUGUCUGUGCCUCUCCAAAGUGAUUUCUCGUUUCACCAAGGCCGCAUAUCACCCUCGCACGGUGCCAUGCUUCAGCAGAGAUCGCUGCCCGAGAUUAACGAGUUCACAAAACUUAUCGAGGAUCCAAGCGGGACUAGCAGCAACAAUAGCAAUAGCUACGGGUCGGAUUCUGCAGCUUAGGACCUAUGCUCACCAAGUCGAAGUCGUGAAUUGUUUUCAAUUCAAGUACAUGUUGAUGCAAUUCCCUAAUUCCUCGUUGAGCUGCAGCUUUGCUAAAACAAAAGCAAAAAAAGGAGAAAACACACACACAAAAUAAAAGCAAUUACUUUGGAA